Tilletiaria anomala UBC 951 is the source of this 3081-nucleotide messenger RNA. RefSeq lists its product as uncharacterized. The transcript is spliced from 14 exons. The record is from RefSeq and is a predicted model, not a curated record. Gene Ontology annotation, molecular function: mismatched DNA binding; ATP-dependent DNA damage sensor activity; ATP binding. Gene Ontology annotation, biological process: chiasma assembly; mismatch repair. Gene Ontology annotation, cellular component: nucleus. NCBI's taxonomy places the organism in Eukaryota, Fungi, Basidiomycota, Exobasidiomycetes, Georgefischeriales, Tilletiariaceae. The coding region runs from base 1 to 3081 and encodes 1026 amino acids.
AUGAGCGACGAGGAAUCUCUUUCUGACGCUGCUCCGCUAGCGAAGCGGACCCGUUUCAACGUCGCAGCCAGCAUACGAUCUGACGCCCCAGCGAAUCCUUCAUGGCAGGACAGGACCGAGUACGAUGAUUUCGACACCGCAGAGGCAGAGCUGGAGGAGGAAGAGAAAAUCGCUGAAGGCGUCAUCAUGUCCAUCCUCAUUCAGCACGGGCGGGUGGGCUGUGCCAUCUUUGAAGAUGUGUCUCAUACCCUCUUUCUCCUGGAGGACGCCGCCGUCGAAGCGCAUACAUCCACCUUCAAAGCCGACACAGUGAUCCUGGGACGAAGUGAUGUACAGGAAGGUCCUGAUGCUGGACACACAGCAGGAAAUGCAUCUACCAGUGCUGCAGCUAACAAGGAGACCGGUAUGCGGGACCUCGUUGGUCUCAUCAUCGAUCAGCAUAAACCAGACAUGAUCCUUGCCAGUUCAAAGUGCUCGAGCGAAGACAUCGAAGCGAUGAAGACUGACUUAACCGAGACUGGGGGUACGCUGCAAGUGCGGCCUGCACGCGAGUACGACCCUGUAGCAGGCAAGAUGCGGCUGCUGUCCAUUGGUGCUUUGGACGCCGACCGCGCGGCUGACUCACAGGAUGAUGAUGAGGGAUAUAGUGCAAGCCCUAAGAUCACCAGCGCUGCCGAGGCAGGCGAGCUACCCUUCUUCACCAAACGCCUGAAGCUUGCAUCCGCCGUCGACGCUGAGCAAAUGACUCUCACGACCGCUGCAGCGUGCGCCUUGCUCAGCCAUGUUUUCCGCCUCGUCUCUCAUGGCGCCUUGCCCAACGCUGAGCCAGGCCUCUCGCAUAUCAUCAGUGGCGUCGAGACCAUGUGCCUUUCUAAUUACUUGCAGGUGACAUCUGCGACGCAAAAGGCUCUGUCUAUCUUUGUGGAGGAGAGCGUGGCGAGUGCGCAGUCUUCCAGCAAGAAGGAGGGCCUGUCGCUUUUCAAUGUUCUAGACUUCACCGUGUCGCCAAUGGGUCGCACUCUACUACGCCGCUGGCUUGCUUGGCCAUCCGCAGUUAAGAAGACCAUCAACGUGCGCCACGACGCAGUCGGAUGCCUGCUUCGUCCGCAGACCGCCGCAGACCUCGUCCUUCUCGUUGCGGAACUCAAGGGCGGGGCCAACAUUGCUUCGCUCCUCGGGUCGGCGUUUGCUCGCGGUACGCCGAGCCUGGCCGCAUGGCGCAAACUCUCAGAGUACUGCAGGCAUGCCAUUGCGAUCAGCGAGAUACUGGGCAACUUCGAAAACCUCUCGAAAAUGCUCUCAGAUAUCCUCAGCGCCAUCAAUGUUGCUAGCCUUGCAGAUAUCGCAGACAUGCUUGGAAUCAUUGACUGGCAAGAGAGCACGCAAGAACGCUCUGUAGUCAUCUGUGUGGGCCAUGAUGCUCAGCUCGACGAGUGGCGCCGGUCGUACGCUGCGCUCCCUAGCCUGCUCAGCACUGUUGCAGAGAGCUUGCGCGGCACGGCGAUGCAGGAGCAUGCAGAAAGCUUCAACAUCUGCUUCUUCCCUCAGCUCGGCUAUCUCAUUGCCUUGCCACGUGAAUCCGAAGACAUGACUGGCGCAGAGAGGCAAAUCGAAGGCUUGACGUUCUCUUUCUCGUCCAACAUGAUGGAUUACUUCAAAUCUCAGGAAAUGGAGGACCUUGACGUUCACCUCGGAGAUCUUCACUCGUACAUUGCAGAUAGGCAGAUAGAGAUCACCAACGAUCUGCAACAGCGCGUGCUUGCCAAGCAGGCGGUCAUCUUGAGUGGAGCACAAGCUAUGGCGGAGCUGGAUUGUUUGAUUUCGCUCGCCCGGGCGGCGCAGGAGUACGGCUACGUGCGGCCAAACAUGAUUGAGGGCAACGAGAUCAGGAUCGAGCGCGGGCGCCAUCCUUUAUCCGAGCGAUGCGUCGAGAGCUUUGUUCCAAAUGAUGCGAUGCUCGUAGGCGGCAAAGGCGAUCUGCAGGAUGCUAUGGUCCAGGAUAGCAAUUUUGAAGAGUUUGACCAACAGCAGGCUGGAGAAUCCACGGACGCCGCAGCGGGAAACAGCAUGAUAGUUGUGACAGGCGCGAACUGCUGCGGGAAGAGCGUCUUUAUCAAAAGCAUUGCAAUGAUCGUUUACAUGGCACAAUGCGGCUCCUUCGUCCCUGCUGACCGCGCGGUCUUGGGUGUUUGCGAUAAAAUCUUGACCAGUAUACAAGUGCUUGAGUCGGUGGGAAGAAUGCAGAGCAACUUUCUUAUCGACAUAAGCCAGUGCAGUUUUGCCUUGAGACACUGCACGGCUCGCUCCCUCGUCCUUCUCGACGAGACGGCAAAGGGGACCGACGCCAAAGACGGGGCUGCACUGUUCGCUGCCAUUGUCCAAGACCUCUUGACGCGCGGUCAAGACUGUCCCAAAGCUGCCGUCGCAACCCACUUCCACGAUGUCUUCUUCAAUGGUAUACUUCCGCCAUACCUACCCUUCACUCCCAUGCAUAUGCAAAUUGUGCUGGAGCAGACGGAUGGAAACGAAGACAUCAUCUACCUUUUCAAAGCGGCUCCUGGAUUUUCGGACUCGUCGAAUGCUGGCCACUGCGCCCGGAUUUUCGGAAUUGACGUGGAGGUGGUGAACCGCGGUGAUUUCGUAACGCGUUUGCUGCGCCAAGGUCAUGCAUCUGAUCUGGCAUUUGCCGGCCUUGAAGACGAUGGCGAAGGGGCAGCAUACUCUUCCGCUUGCAUCACCAAUAAAGAAGAGCUGAUGGUGAUUGAAAGAGUGGCUCGGCUGUUCCUCGAUUGGGAUAUUGACGGCACCUUGCAAGAACUUGAAGACGGGAAGAAUGAAGGCAGCGAGCACAGACCUUUGAUUCGAGAGCAAGUGCGCGCCAUUCUGGCAAGCCAGCUGCUUAAGACCGAUCGUCCAGAACAUAUGGAAGAGCGCAACAACAUGGCUUCCAGUAAACAAGAAGGUAUUGCUGAUAUGAGGCCUGCUUACGCGGAUGGGUUUGAGAACCUCGCGCACGGCUUCGCGGGCUCCGAUUGCCACAAGUACAUACCAGAAGAGGUGGAAUUCUUAGACGCUCCUUGA